This is a messenger RNA of Camelina sativa (false flax), 1635 nucleotides long. RefSeq names its product MATH domain and coiled-coil domain-containing protein At3g58340-like. NCBI's taxonomy places the organism in Eukaryota, Viridiplantae, Streptophyta, Magnoliopsida, Brassicales, Brassicaceae. The record is from RefSeq and is a predicted model, not a curated record. Gene Ontology annotation, molecular function: protein binding.
UAGUAAUCCUUUAACCAUCCAUCCUCUAAAAUCUUUAACCUCUUUAGACUCUGUCCGUUUUAUAAAGAGUGCUUUAAGUACAGUAAAAAUUGUUAUUGAGAGUGUUGAUAAUAUGCCUUUUAGUCGACAGUGAACUUUGAUGGGGAAGAAGAAAGUUAAUCAGAAGGCCGUCUGGGUGAUACAAAAUGUCUCCUCUUUGCAAUCUGAGGAAAUUUUUACUGAUCCAUUUGUAAUUGGUGGCUGCAAAUGGAAACUUCUAGCAUCCUGUCUCAAGAAAUAUGACGUCGAAUACCUGUCUCUUUCUCUGGGGCAUGUUGCUGAUUGUGAAUCAUUGACGUUUGAGUGGAGAAGAAAAGCCUAUUUCUGCAUUACAGUAGUAAACCAACUUUCGAAAAAACUCUCAGUAUGGGAAGAAACAAAGCAUUGGUUUGAUGGGAUUCCUCCUCGCUACUAUUGGGGUUUUACAUCCAUGAUACCCCUUACUGAACUUCUCGCAGAGAACAGCGGGUUUGUGGUAAAUGGAGAACUCAUGAUUGUAGCUGAAAUAAAGGUCUUAUCUGUUAUUGGCGGAUUAGAUGUAACAGGGGAAUCCGAAAAGGCAUCCAAAUUGCUGACCAAGACGAAAGAAAGCUUGGAUGUCACUGCGUUUCAAAUUCUUCCUUCACAGGAAGAACCAUUGAUCACAUCAAUGGCGAAGCAAGUUGGAAAGGAGUUCGUGUGGGUGCUUCAAAACUUCUCCUUUAAUUCUGACAAGUGUUAUUCUGAUCCGUUCGUGAUCGGUGGCCUCCAAUGGCAUCUUCUUGCUGAAUGUGACCUUGUGUUUUUGUAUCUGUCUCUGUGCAUUGCUGAUUGUCAAUUAUUGCCUUCUGAAGCUGUAAAAGUUCGAUUAAAGAUAGUAAAUCAACUAUCUGAAAACCUAUCCAUAUUGAAAGAGUCAGAUCAUUGCUUUGAUGAGCAGUCUCCUUCCUGUGGUUAUGCAAUUCCCUCAGAGGUCCUUGCGAAAGACGGUGGUUUUUUGGUAAACGGAGAGCUAACGAUUAUUGCUGAGGUUCUGGGCACAUCAGAUGUUUUUGAUGAUUUCAUUCCCCUGAAAAAGUUCAAUGGGUUUCAUGUUCAUCCUUCACAGGUACAAUCUGUGAGGCGUAUAUUUGAAAGACACCCUGACAUGGCUGUACAAGUCCGUGCAAAGAACCAACAUCUGAGGACUACAUUUAUGAAUUUCCUUACCAGCUUAAUCGAGACGCUGUGCCAGCCACUUCAGGAGCUCUCCAAUGAAGAUCUGGAGGAAGCAGACAUUGCACUAAAAUACUUGAAAGAUGUGGGAUUUAAGGUGGAUUGGUUGGAGGGGAAGCUGAACAAAGUAAAAGAAAAGAAGGACAAAGAGCGGUCUUGCGAGGCCCGAGUGCAAGAACUGGAGGCACAGCUUCAUGAUUUGAAGCUCAAGUUCGAGAUGGAGAAGGCAGAGUUGUCGGCCACCAGAACUCCUCUCUCCUUCGAUGAUGUUGUUUGAUCAUUCUUGUUUUAAGAUAAAGAGUUUUUCUUAAUGAACUCUUAUGUAUUUCCGAAGUUGUCACUUUGUGCGGAGAAAAGUCUUUUGCGGCUGAUUUAUCAAUGUUUCAGCUACCAAAUUUGUUA